This is a messenger RNA of Syngnathus typhle (broad-nosed pipefish), 4969 nucleotides long. It is a transcript of the gene ppp1r37, whose product is annotated as protein phosphatase 1, regulatory subunit 37. Lineage: Eukaryota; Metazoa; Chordata; Actinopteri; Syngnathiformes; Syngnathidae. Bases 785 to 3853 code for a protein of 1022 amino acids. Gene Ontology annotation, molecular function: protein binding. The record is from RefSeq and is a predicted model, not a curated record. The transcript has 13 exons.
GUACGACGCGCUGACGUCACACGUGUGAACAACAAACGGUUGUUGGACUUUCACGAGCUAGCUUGCUCUCCCUGCGAAUGCUCGCGUCGGAGGAAAACCCACGUCCAACUCGGUGUACUUUCCACCACCUUAUCCGGCUACUGGAUCGAAACCAUCCUCGAAAAAGACAAGGCACGUUCGGAGCGAGGGCAGGUGUCUUGUCGGAACGGAACUUAACCCCACGGAGGAGACAUGCCGAGGAGGACUCGUUGUGUGUCGGUGUGACGCCUGUUUCUUUUCCAGCCAGCCGCCAGUGGCGUUCGGGGGCGCUGGGAUGUGUGAGCCGUGUGUUCCGAAGUGAGACGACCGCCACGAUUACUUUCCGUACGGCCUAAAUAAUGGACUUCGAGGUGUUACGUGAUGCGGCAGGUAUGCGAGGGUACGCGGGCCUAGAUGUCAUUGCGGGGCAUCAACUGUAGCACGCUAGCUAACAGCAGUUCCCAUCGCCCACUUCCAAAUGUAUAAGAUUGUUACUGUAGGAAAAAAGAAAAGCUAACUUUCCGAAUGUUCGGUUCGGACUGACAAACUGCCGGUCCACUAUUACUGCUGUCCAUGUCCACCCGUUCCCAUUUAGUGUCAUAAAGUUGCUUCUUAACUGUAAUUGCAAUUGCACAUGUCACCCAGGCAUUAUUGAUGACCUCUACACUAGCCCUCUAAUUAGCAUUAAUUAGAACGUCCACUUCAGAUUUUUACAGCCUGUUCAUUUGUCCAUCCAGAGCGAGAGACUUUUUGAGUUUAACUGGACAUGAAUAUCGAAGAGCAGCGUCUCGAUCUGUGCAAUGUCAAGACCAAAACGAGCAUGGACGAUGAGCAUCGUACCUUUGGCACGGAUGGGGUCCGCAUCUCUGAGCUGAUCGUCGACGCCGACAGGCAAAGUGUCGAAAGCAUGCCUCAGCUCACCGACAACCUUCAGGUGGCCGAAGGGGACAACUGCAAGGUGAAGGACACGCUGGAAAUCGAUGAGGUCAAUGGGAAUAGACUAAGCGCUGACCGCACCGGGUCGCCGAACCCGACUGACUCGUUCUUUCCUAAUAACGGGGACCACAAGGACAACGCUGCUGCGGAUCAAAUGAAGGACCCGAAGGACACUGAACCCGUAAAGUUGAACGACCCGGCAGAAGAUGACGAUGGCGGGGAGAUGGACAUGGGUGUGGACCUGAGCUUGGACGAGAGCGGCGUGCUGGAGGCCGAGCCGACCGCUGUCGGGUCGCCGCCAGGUGAUAUUUCAGACACUUCCGGUCCAGUCGGCAGCGAGGCCGAAAGCCGGUCGGACGCUCAGCGUCCAGACGAGUCGUCCGGCGCCGACCGCGCCGUGCUGUACCCCACGGUGGAGGAAGAGAACGAUAAACACAAACCGAGUGGCAAGAGGGUGACGUUUCCGUCCGAUGACGACAUUGUUUCUGGAGCUGUGGAACCAAAGGACCCCUGGAGACAUGCUCAGAAUGCGACGGUGGACGACAUCCUGUCUUCGUAUAAGCAGGCCUGCCUCAAGCUCAACUGUAAACCCAUUCCCAAAGUGCUCAAACAGAUUCAGGAACUUAUAGACCUGACCCAGCGAAAUGAAUGCUUGGAUCUAAAAGGUGAAAAGUUGGACUACAAGGCGUGCGAGUCCCUGGAAGAAGUUUUAAAGAGAGUCCAGUUUAAAGUGAUCAACCUGGAGCAGACCAAUUUAGAUGAAGAUGGCGCCUCAGCUCUGUUCGACAUGAUCGAGUACUACGAGUCGGCCACGCACCUCAACAUCUCCUUCAACAAGCACAUCGGCACGCGGGGGUGGCAAGCCGCCGCUCACAUGAUGAGGAAGACGAGCUCUCUGCAGUAUCUGGAUGCCAGAAACACGCCCCUGCUGGACCACUCGGCCCCCUUCGUGGCUCGGGCGCUCCGGAUCAGCGGCAGCCUGGCGGUGCUGCACCUGGAAAACGCCGGCCUGUCCGGCAGACCGCUCAUGAUGCUCGCAACGGCCUUGAAGAUGAACAUGAACCUGCGGGAGUUGUACCUGGCCGACAACAAGCUCAACGGCCUGCAGGAUUCGGCCCAGCUCGGCAACCUGCUCAAGUUCAACUACAACAUUCAGAUUCUGGACCUGCGCAACAACCACAUCCUGGACUCGGGUUUGGCCUACGUGUGUGAAGGACUAAAAGAGCAGAGGAAAGGCCUCGUCACAUUGGUGCUAUGGAACAACCAGCUGACGCACAACGGCAUGGGCUACCUCGCAGCUGCACUGCCUUGCACCCAGAGUCUGGAGACGCUCAACCUGGGCCAUAACUCAGUGGGCAACGAGGGCGUCCACAAGCUGAAAGACGGACUGAUCGCCAACCGCUCUGUGCUCAGACUGGGCCUCGCCUCCACUAAAGUGUCCUGUGAAGGAGCGGUGGCGGUAGCCGAAUUUAUCGCCGAGAGCCCGAGGCUGCUGCGUCUGGAUCUGCGGGAAAAUGAGAUCAAGACCGGCGGACUGAUGGCUCUGUCGCUCGCCUUGAAAGUCAACACCUCUCUGCUACGUCUCGACCUGGACCGGGAGCCCAAGAAAGAAACUGUGAAGAGCUUCAUCGAGACCCAGCGUGCCCUGCUGGGCGAAAUCCAGAACGGCUGCAAGAGGAACUUCAUCCUCGCCAAAGAGAAGGAGGAAACAGAGCAGAUGAUGAGGCAGUCGGUAUCCAUGGCCGAAAUCGCCACCGAGGACGGAACGCCAGAAGAAGAAGGCGAGGACAGCAACGACGGGAGCCCAGAGGAUAAAACGGAAAGCCAAGAGCAGCCGAGCGGCGGGUCGGAGGCGAGCGCCGAGGUGAGCGUUCCGCCGAUCAACCUGGACUCUGACUCCGACACUGAAGAUGAGGAAGAAGUGAUCGCGAAAGCCUCGUCCGGGCCAAAAGCGGUCCAAAGUCCGACUCCCCCUCAAACUGAAGUGGUAGCGCCCGCAUCGAGUUCCUCACACGUGCCCCCGCCGCCCACCAUUUCAGGAAUCACCGUCACCAACAGCCCCGUUCCUUUGGGCACGCCUCCCUCGCCGGGCCGCUGCAUAUCAGUCUCCAGUCCCGGGCGAGGUCACAAGAUUUUCAUGGUGACUCGGGUUGAGAGCCCGCCUGAACCUCAGGCUGCUGCCGGCCACACCGACGGGGCGUCAAAGAGGACCUUAGAAACAAGCUCAGCCACCGCCAAGCAAAUCCAGCCCACGCAGGAGGAGGUCCACGACGACACGACGCUGAAGCGCACCCACGACCGCGAUGUCAUUGGCAACACUUUAGAAGCGCCAUCGACGAGUCAACAAGCACCAGCUUCGCCUUCGUCCGCUCAGCCUGAAGCCCCCCCACCCCAGACCCCCUGUGAGGAGCUGAAAGAAGCUCCCGCUGUGGAGGAAAGCGGAGCGGCGUCGCCGGAAGCCUCGAGCGGAGACGCCAAAGAGGAAAUGCAGACAUCCACACCCACGCCGGACCAAUUAACGCAAGAGCGCCAGGACGAGGCAAAAGAGGUGAACCCCAGCCCCCCGACUGUGACUGAGGACGACAGCCCCGGUCCAAAACCGGAAGGGGAACGUCAGAAAGCUGAGCCAGACGGACAGGAAGUAGCACAGCCCGUUCCCGCCGACCAACCGACAUCCGUCCAAGCCGAAACGGAGGCCUCCGCCGACCAGGGCGAGCCGGAAGCGGCCGCUUCGCUUUUGCCCAACGGCCUGAAACCCGAAUUCUCCCUCCACCUCCUCGACACCGACGGCCCCAAACCCGGCAGCUGUGUCAUGGAACACGUGAGUGCGAGCUGCACACAAGACCUGGAGGAGCUGCUUCUCGAAGCCAGUUUGGACACUGGAAGAGAGGCGCCCUGAAGAAGGUCCUGUGAGGACAACAGGAGUCGAGAACACAAGAGUCAAAAACACUCGAAUGAGCUCAACGGGUUCCGUAGGGAAUCAACAGACACUCAAAAGUCAACGUGACGUCACUACAUCAACCACCGAAGCGUGUGCGUGUGAGGAGGACAAAGACAAAGUAACCUUGCUGUCUGUCAUCACUACAUUUGUGAUUCUUUCCACGGCAACCAGGGACAGCCGGGAGUAGGAAGUAAAAAAAAAAAAAAAAACACUAACCAAAGACCAAUCCAGGUGUGCGUGUGUCUUCGGGAAGGUUUUUAACGGUAGACCGUAAGCUUCCCCGACACACAAAUAAUAAUUGUGGAGCCGGCUGAGGGCACCAGCCGGCUUUAAUGUCACAGCACUGUACCCGGUGACCAUCGAGAGUUUUUUUUUUUUCUGUCCUCCUCAUCCAUCGUUCCAAUUUUGAAGGGACCUCCGCCUAAGUGACCCCCGCUUCCCCGUUUUUGUCAUUUCUACUUUGGCCCCUCAGGAAUCAACACAAAGCAAACCUGAAGCAACAACCUCCACUGCUUGCUUCACGGGUUGCUCGAAUCAAUAGAACAUCUCAUCUUCACCCCCUUUCACUCUUUGGGGGAUUUUUUUUUGCACCUUUGACAAAUCAUUUGUAUUUAUUUGAUGAGUUUUUGGAUUUAUCCAACCCCACCCCCACCCCCUUCUUGAUUUGUUUUUAAACCCCACCCUUUCCAUAGAGCAAAUAUUUAGGUUGUUUAUUUUAUUUGACAUUUUGGGAGGGGAAGCGCAAGUUUGGAGUGGUUGACUUGUUCAGUAGCAGUCGGGGUGCAUUCCUGACAAACCGAGUCACGUCACCGAGAAGCGACAUGUCACGUGGUGGUGUCGUCGACGCCGGGUGGCCGCCAGAGGGCGCCGUUCCUUCACGCUGCUGCUCGCCGAGUCAUGGGAGUCCCCCCCUAAAUCAGGCCGCUUCUCCGUUUUGCACCCCACUGUUUGUAAAUGCUUUAAUUUUUAGACCUUUUUAAUAAAUGGUUAACUUAAUUCAGAACUGUGCUGGUAAUCACAAAGAUAUGUAUGGCGAAAUUUGUUCCACUCAAAUAAAUGCAUGUAAUGACUCGA